UCACUUGUACCUUACGAGCGGGGUCAACCUACUCUCUUCGAGUCGUUUGUCCUUUGUUCUUUUCCUAAUUCAAUAAAUCGAACAAAUAUAUUCCCUCUUUCUCCAUUCCUCCGUUGUACGUUUGUUAUCUUGUAAUUUUGUUCGGACCCAUAUUGUUAUUUUUGGAAUCUUGGAAAAUUAUAAUGAUUUCCGAGAAUUGUUUCUGUCUGUAGUUUUGAAUUUUUGCUAGCAAACUCGGUUUUAUAAUGAUGCUCUUAAAAAUUGUCCAUCUGUAGUUUAAUUUUGUUGUUGAACAAACCCAGUUAGUUUACUUUCUGGGUUUCGAAGGGCAAAGAGAAAAAAGGAAAAAAAGUCAGCUCUCUCGUGUGUAAAUUCGACUGUGAGCAUAGAAUUUGGCGAACAAAAGAAGUGAUGGUCAGAAAACACGGAUGGCAGCUACCAGCUCACACCUUACAGGUUAUUGCUAUCACCGUGUUUUGCAUCCUAGUCGUUGCAUUUUAUGCUUUCUUUGCUCCUUUCCUUGGAGGCCAGAUCUGGGAGUAUGCUCUCAUUGCUGCCUACUCUCCGGUGGCACUCCUUGUUUUUAUUCUUUAUGUUCGCUGUACUGCCAUUAACCCAGCAGAUCCUGGUAUCAUGUCCAAAUUUGAUCCCGAGUUAACAAAGAAAGCAAAGGAAAAGCACAGAUCACUUACUCAGGGUCUGCCAAUAAAAUUUGACGAAAUGAGUAAUGGAGCUCAUUCACCUUUAUCUUCGACUUCAAGAAGUUCUAGAGCAGGAGCUAACUCAAGUAAGAGAGGUUCGGUUGAGUCUCUGAGAACAACUAGUCAAGUUAUAUCUCCAAGAAGGAAAUCAUCUUGCUAUAAUUUUGGAGGAAUAUUCUGUGUGAUGUUUGUACAUGAAGAUUGCUGCAGAUCAAAUGAGGCUGCUGAACAGGAUGGUACAGGUGAAGAUGCCUUGUUCUGCACAUUGUGCAAUGCUGAGGUAUCUAGUGGAUUGGCACAAUUUAGUUCUCUAAUUACUCAUAUAUUUCUUUCAAUUAUGGUCAUAGAAAGAUAUGUUCUCUUCCCUAUAAUGUCAUUGGAGAUGCCAUCAGCCCCAAUAAAGUUCAGCUAUAUUAGCAUAGCCACAUCUACGUGUAUAAAAGAUCAGUAUCAGGAAGAAGUUGCACCUCAGCUGGGACCUGGAAUGGUACCGUCUACAGUUGAUCCAGAUGCUGCUGGAUUUGGUGAAAAGGGAAACAGAGCACCGAAAAGACAAGUUCGUAUCAGUGCAUGGAAGCUUGCAAAACUAGAUUCCAAUGAGGCCAUGAAAGCAGCUGCAAAAGCGAGGGCAUCGUCCUCUGUAUUGCGUCCUGUUGAUAACAAUCGCUUGCUGGAUUCUGAAUUAAGUUCCAGUGAGAAUGCGAGUGUUAGAAGCAGCUUGAGCACUGAAACUGGAGGAAACAAAAACUUUAGGAACGAGUUGAAACUCUCGCCUUCUAGAAAUAUUCAUGCUCCGAGUCAAGGCAGCCGUGAUGAAUAUGAAACCGGCACCCAUAGUGCGAGUAGCUUCAGCAGUCCCAGCCAUGUUCACGAAUCAGUCACGCUAAGUCCCCUUCCUCAAGCUCAUGGUUUGAGCCACUUUGUUACUACUAAGUCUGCACCGAAAGGUAUGGCUCCUGACCACCCUGUAACCUCAAGAACCAAUCUCCAGGGUAACAAUCCUCCAGCGUUGCACACUUCAUUAGGGUUUGAUGAAAAGACCAUGCAAAAGGGUAGCACUGCAGACCCAUUACUACUCUCUGCUCCUGCUCUUGCUUCUGCCCCAGCUCCAGCUCCAGCUCCAGCUCUGGGUCUGGGUCUGGGUCUGGGUCUGGGUCCAGCAGCUUCUCUCCUCAGAGAUGUUAAAAGGACUUCUGUGGUUUGGGACCAAGAAGCUGGAAGGUACGUCUCUGUUCCAGUGUCAGCUUCAGAAGCCCGGAGAAAAUCAUCUUUACAACCAGGAGUAUCAAACCCUAAUACAGCACUGAGUAAUUAUGAGAAGAAGCCAGCAGUUCCUCCUCGGGAUCCUUUGCAGCCACCUGCAGUAAAGCCUCCAGUCCAGCAGUCCGAGAAGCUAAUGUACACUGGCGAGUCCAUCUUCUUUGGUGGCCCACUUUUGGGAGCUCCAAUUAGGGAUGGUUUGAGAGCUGAGACAGGCUCAAGUUCAAGAGAUGGCCAAAAUAGGUUGCAUUUAAAUUUUCCUCGAGAAACGAGAUUCAAGAGGGACACUACCUCAAACCAGCUUCCAGUCUUUGUUCCUGGGGAUUUUGAACCGAAUUAUUAUCCAUCUGGGUCAGGUCUGAAGUAGUAAAUCUUAAUCCCGUAGUAUUCAUUCUUCAAUUAUUGGGUUGAAAUUGGGGAGUAUUAGAAGAAACCCCCCGAGGGAGCAGCUUUUGAACUCUCCAGAACCUUUUCCGAUCAAUUGCAGCCUGCAAUGCAACUGAGUGACUAGGUUCCAGCAUCUUUAUCUCGAUGGUGACUUUCCGAUCAGUUCUUCCAUUAACACGAAAGUAGUUGUUGUAAUCAGAGAUGAUGAAUGAGAGAUCUCCAAUUUCAGGCUACAACCUAAAUUAAUUUCUCUUGUAUGUAUAACCGAGCUGCAUUCGUGGUCCUAGAAAAAGAUCAUAUCCAUCUGAUUUGGUUGUACUUUGAGCUUGAUAGGUGUUUCCCAUUAAUCCAUUGCUCAGUUUGGUUGUUCACAAA
This is a messenger RNA of Olea europaea var. sylvestris, 2723 nucleotides long. Its product is annotated as probable protein S-acyltransferase 19. Lineage: Eukaryota; Viridiplantae; Streptophyta; Magnoliopsida; Lamiales; Oleaceae. The transcript has 6 exons. Bases 412 to 2328 code for a protein of 638 amino acids. The record is from RefSeq and is a predicted model, not a curated record.